GUUUAUGAACCCCUCCUCCAGAGACGUCACACAAGCGGAGGGAGAUGAAUGUCACAUCCAGUCAGUGAAUUACUGAGGGCACUUCACCACAGUACCUGCAUGAGGUGUAGACUUCAGUGAGCAUGAUUCAGGAGCGCAUCAUACAUCCACAUUUACGCGUAGUGAGGAUACGAGUGCUGCGUUAAUCUUCUUUGCGUCUUGGACCUUCAGUUGCUCAGUGCGCAUUGCGCUCCGCGCGACGCGAGACCGCAGAAUCACACUCAAACAAGACUGUUCUUUAUAUAUUUCCACUGGAUAGAGGCACACUCACGACACAUGGAAGAUCACCUGAAGAACUCUGAGAGGAAUAUUAAAGUUUGGGAACUGCUGAAAUGCGUUUGGGGACCAAGAACAUCUCAGAGUCAGAAGAUCUGAGGGACACGCGGACAUGAGGGUUGUUCUGCUGCUCACUGAGAAUUUGCUUUACGUGUUUAAUGCCUAAUGCAUUUCUGACAUUUUAGAUGGAUUGGUUUUAUAUGAGGGAUGGGCAUACAUGCAAAGAAAGAGACAUAAAAGAACCUUGGAACUGAAGAGGGUUGAGUGCCAUUCACAGAAACUCAUCGGAAGUGGUGCACGAUAGCAAAAUCAUAAUAAAAAUUAUCCUUAUUAUUAUUUUUUACGAAGUCAUGCUGAUUCGAAGCCAAGCUCUACGGUGGGCAGUUUUCUUGACACUUUGUCUUCUGUUGGUGAAGGGGUUCCCUGCAAAAAGACGAAGAGCAAAUCACAUCAAGAGCAAGAGUGGAACAUCUCUAGAGGUCAGAGGUCACGGUGGCUCCAAAGAUGUCAGACAGUCACUGCGGGACAUUCAGCGGCAGAACCAAUUGAGCAGUGAGCCGCCUUUGCCUCGCCGUCAUAAGAGGAGAUGGUCACAGAUUCGCUCGGAGGGAGUCCUUCCCAAACCUGCUCCACAGGAAGAAGAAGAACCCUUCAUUUUAGACCUGAAGAACUUCCCUGACCUUGCCAACGCCGACCUGGGCUCCCAGAACCCAAACAUUCAAGUUACCAUUGAGGUUGUGAACAACCCUCAGAUGGAGAUUGAGAUGGACCUCGCCAAGGAGAGCAGGAAUGACUGGUCCUUGACCUCGGAAGAGUGGCCAGGCCAUAAAAAGCUCUUCUGGCCACUGUUCUGGGAAUACCAUGAUUCCAGUCAAGAAGGUCCUGGGCAAGGCAGUCUGGAGGAGAACGGAGAGGACCUCAGUUAUGAGGGAGAAGAUUCCCUAUUGAGUGGUGUAGGUGCAGACUGGAACAGACGCUGGAAGGGCUGGGACUCCAUGGACAAUUACGAAUAUGAGGAGGAAGAAUGGAGUGACUGGUCACCAUGCAGUGUCACCUGUGGACAUGGGAAUCAAAAGAGGAUUCGUUCAUGUGGCUACGCCUGCACUGCCACAGAAUCACGGACAUGUGAUUUAGAACGUUGUCCCGAUGACAUAAUUCCUGUGACAGAACCGACUCCUCUUGAAGUGGCAAACAGCACAGAGCUUUUUGGCACAGAUGUUGACAGCUGUGAGAAGUGGCUGAAUUGCAAGAACGACUUCCUCCAGAAAUACCUACACCAGGUCCUGACUGAAUUACCCAACUGCCCUUGUGUCUAUCCAUCUGAGGUGGUCUACAGCGCUGUCAACAUUUUCGAUAGGAAGUUGCAAAAGACCUAUCGCUGGCGUGACGCCAGUGGCCCCAAGGAGAGGCUGGACAUCUACAAGCCCUCUGCAAAAUUCUGCGUUCGCUCGAUGCUCUCCUUCGACAGCACCACGUUGGCUGCACAGCAUUGCUGCUACGACGAUCACAUGAAGCUCAUCACUCGAGGCAAAGGGGCCGGAGCCCCCAACCUCAUCAGUACAGAGUUCUCCCCAGAGCUUCAUUACAAAGUAGACGUUCUCCCAUGGAUCCUGUGUAAAGGAGACUGGAGCCGUUUUCAUUCGGUUCGGCCUCCCAAUAAUGGCCUUCAGUGUGUUGAGAACCCGCAGGAAGACGUCUACAUGAAUGAACUGGAGGAGGCCAGGGAGUACUGAUCCAGAUCAUGGAUUUCACAUCAAAUCAACCAGUGUUUGCUUAAUUCUGGAGAGUCUUGUGGUACAGUAUGGGCGUCUCACCAGUCUUGAAUUCAAUAAGAGCCUCUUCCUUUUGGAUUGGGCGACUCCUUCACAGAUCUAGACUAUUUAGUUGAUACUAAAUGGAACUUUUGAGAGAUUCAUCUGGAGACUAAAGCUUAGACAAACUGUUUCGUACAGCUCAAUUGCAACAACACUGGUUUAACAUGUUGGUCCAAAGCCCAGAUUGGAAGAUCAUGAUGCAAUUUUCUGUCUUCAGUGAUGUUACGUACGUGCUCCAAACAAAGUUCAAUAACAGUUCUUCAAUGGCAUUCUCUGGAACAAGUUGCUCUAUUUUCAUUGGAUAACACGUUUGUUUUCCUUAAGUGUCCUCAAAGACUCUGGUCCACCAUUAAAGGAAUUCCAGUAAAGCUGCUAGACUUGUGAGAUAUUCAAAAAUGCAACAGAAUGCCGAUUUUGUUGUCUUUAGACCUGAAGCUCAAUCCUGGCCUCGCUCCAGUCUGUGCGAGAUCAGUCCAAACAAAUCAAACACAAGCCACACCACUCGCAAACCGAUUCAACAAAUUUCUGAGAAAAGUUGUUCUCUUUAGAGUUUGUAUAUUGUUACUCCAAAUAUACACAGACCUUGUGUCAUUAGAUAGAUAUUUAUGCAGGAUCAUUUGACCUUUGACCUACCUUUUUGCAGAGAAAAAAAUUAAGGAAUCUGAGAAGCGAUAGGAAACCUUUUUUCGAACUUGCCUUUGAGAACACGUCCCUCAGCAAUGGGAGGCUUGUUUUUUAAAAUCUGAAGCAUAAUUGGAUCCCAUUCUGUUUUCUUUUUUGCCUUUCAACACAACUCAGCUUUGUACUGAAUGCAAUAUGAGACAGCCGCCUGACACCAGUGCAGGGGGCUGUCGGAGCUUGGUUGAUGGAUUGAAGUCUUCCUCUAAAGGUGAGGUGAAGGUGACACUUGUUGUAAAGGAACAUCUCUUUAAAUACAAUGGCUCUUUCAAUGUCUCGGUUCAUCCUUGAGUCCCAAUCAAAGCCUAGAGGCUUACAUGGGAUGUAGUUUGAAGGACCUAAGCCGCCCUUUUCAGCACAAGUGUUAUCAUGAUCUCUUUGUUAGAUGUUGACAUGGAAUGCUGGUGAUUUGAUUUCUAAAUUCCCACUGACAGACGACUGUUCCAUGUAGCAAUACACAUCCACCUUUGAUAAUAUUAUAUACUGUGCUUAAAAUCACAAUGUAGUCCUAUGAAAACUCAGUUCAAACCUUUUACUAGAUAAAUUAAAAAGAGUACAUUAUGUUGCAUGGAUUACUGCCACAGAUGUGCAAUGAGUGAUGUUGAACCUGCAUCUAAAAGGUUCUUGGUUUAAAUCCCAGGUCAGUUACUGCAAGGUAAAGACUUCUGAUGGUCUUUAAUGCAGUGACUCUGAGCAAGGUGCUUUGAUACAGCACCUUUAGUUUAGUUAUAACUCAGUUAUAACUCUAAAUAAACUUCUAAACCUGAAGAAGAAUCAAGGAAUUUGUGUUCGCAGACAGGUUGCAAGUAACAUUAAACUCUGCAGGGGAAGAUCUCCAAAUGUAGGAAUGAGCCAAGUGCACAUUAGCAUCGCUUAUGAUCCCUGUCAGACCUGAGCAAAACCGUGAAGAUGUUUUCACUGAGAUAACAAUAAAUGCCAGCCAUGAAAAUGUCAUUCAGUCCAGCAGUGAAAAUGAUAGAAGCAUUCAAAUAUCCUGCUCUUAGUGAUAGUGUAUUCAUCUUAAAUAUUACAGACAUGGAUUUUAUGAUCUUUGUGGUAUGUGCAUGGGUUCUGUCCAACCUAGGCUCAUUAGGAAUACGUGCCUCUUCCUACAUUUUUGGAAAACUUCAAAAACGUACAGUACCUAUGCAUAUUGCAGUUUCCAGCUUUGAAUUAUUUGUAAAUUAAUAAAUUUUGAUAUUUCCAUCACAUAAUCAGCACCAUUUGUAUGGCUUUUUUUGAUGUAGUAAACUUGCUUGGUUGCCCACCCGGUACUGCAUUGAACUUGCAAUGUGGAGUGUUGUGGUACAAGUCCUGAACGUACUAAAAUGGCAUGGUUGCUUCAGAAAACGCGUUUUUAUCUUCAGUUGCUUUUGUUAACACUAUUGGUUAGGUUUAGGGUUUAGGUGAUAUGUUGUUUAACCUAUAAUGCCACUCGCCGUACAUUUCAUUUACGUAUAUGUACGUAUAACACCCAAGGCAAUAAAAUGUUGACAAGUUUACAUUGUUUAAUGUCACUCGAUGGACAUUUCGCUUUGAAGGUGUAGUGAAAUGUGUAAGAAACAAUGCAAUAUUUUGCAGAAAUAUCACCACAGUUUGUCCAGUGAGCCUGGGUUGGUUCUGUCACAAAUAAAUCGUAGUAUAUGCAUACCCGAGUUUUGAUUUUGUAUGUCAAUAUUUCAGUGAAUAAACUGAUGAAUGUGGGUAUUUGGUUGACAAAAAUUUAAAAUUUGGUAUCUUUUUCUAAUUCGCAAUCUUGUUUGUUGAAGAUUAGUUACAAUACACUCUUUUCUAUGUGCAUUUGAUGGUAAGAUUUCACCUUUCAGAGCUUCAAAAAGAAAGGCACUUUAUUUAAAAAUUGAUACUGGAAUAUAUAUGUGUGUAUAUAUAAUCAUAUGUUGAAUUAUACUUGUACAAUUUACUGACUUUAUAAAAAUGUUAUUGUGAAGGGAAGAAUAACAAAUGCUGUUGUUUAAGGAUAUUAUGUGUAAUGUAAUAUUUUGGCAUGUCAUUUUUAACUUCAGAUUUAUCGUUGUACAGUAUUUAUUGCUUUUGAUUUUGUUACUCAUUGCUAUGAAGUGGAUAAUCAAAUAAUUCUAUGCACUAUAUGAAUCUGAGUUAUUUGUCUUAUAGGGGAUUUCUGGUCUGUGAAAAGCAAAGUGCCAUACCACACACCGUUCUACUUCAAUAAUGCUUCUAAAGUCAUCUUUCUUUGUAUUAAACACUCGGUGACCAGAUAUAAUAAAUGU
Onychostoma macrolepis is the source of this 5056-nucleotide messenger RNA. It is a transcript of the gene ism2a, whose product is annotated as isthmin 2a. The transcript has 6 exons. NCBI's taxonomy places the organism in Eukaryota, Metazoa, Chordata, Actinopteri, Cypriniformes, Cyprinidae. The record is from RefSeq and is a predicted model, not a curated record. Bases 666 to 2048 code for a protein of 460 amino acids.